This is a messenger RNA of Mya arenaria, 3139 nucleotides long. Its product is annotated as torsin-2A-like. Gene Ontology annotation, biological process: cellular response to misfolded protein. Gene Ontology annotation, molecular function: ATP hydrolysis activity; ATP binding. Lineage: Eukaryota; Metazoa; Mollusca; Bivalvia; Myida; Myidae. Bases 310 to 1938 code for a protein of 542 amino acids. The transcript has 5 exons. The record is from RefSeq and is a predicted model, not a curated record.
CGGGCACGGGGAUUUUGAAUUGAUGGCCACGCAGUGCCGGGUGAAUGCGGUGGUUUUGUCUUCCCUUUAAAUAUAGCGGGGAAUGGCCUUACCGAGGGUCCCUGGGAUGCUGGAGCAUUUGGCUGGGAUUUAAACAUCUGUUCGUCCCCACAGGGCAGAGAUUUUAGCCGGGGUUGGGCUGGACCGAAAGUCAAAGUCCCCCCUAUUCCCUGGACCUGGGGGGGGCCUGUGGUUACAAUUGACUGGUGCAUUACCCACACACACUACCAUUUCUUUGCAGGUGAAGUGGUUUGUUGAUCUAGUCCGAGGAUGUCAGAAGAAGAGAUGGAACUGUCCGGGGAGUCAAACCUUGCCUCCAACCUCCACAAUUUCAGUUUUGAUGUGUCAUGGUCCACCAAUGCAAGGUCAAUAAGUCCGCCAUUGUCACGAAGACAUUCCACAGUGCUCUCCCCUGCCAGAUUUGUCCUGCCACGAGGACAGACACACAGUCCUGCCCUAAACUCACCUUUGACCCCUGGAGCCCUGACUAUGAAGGGCUGGAAGUCACUGGUACUAAGGGAAAGGCCACUGAACUGCAGCACACCAACUGUUAAGGUAUCACAGAAGACCAGUGAUAGCAGAGAACACAGUGGCCAAUUCUCCCCUAUGGAAGUUGACAAAGAGAAUAGUUUCGGUAGGUCAGAUGUAGCUGACAGUUUUCACACAAGUGGGAGUCCAAAGCUUCGAAACAGACACAGUGACUUUGGGGUGACCUACAAUUUAGAGAAGAAGAAAACUGAUAAGCCUAAAAAGUCUAUGUUAAUCAUUCCAGAAAAAGGUCAGCCCUAUAGAGAAAAGUUAAACUCUAGUCAAGUUAAAAGAAAAAGCUCAAAAGCUUGUUUCAGUACACUUGAAGAUUCAGUAUUUGAUUCAAGCAAUGCAAACAAAUCAGUAAAUACAAGUUCCAAUAUGUCCGGGCUUUCGGGAAGUUUUCUCGAAGGACGAAAGAAGACGGUGUCUCUUGCCCUUGUUCUUACUGUUCUGGUUAUAUCCCUUGGUAUUGGCUCGUAUUUGUAUGCCAACAUUGAAACGUGCGCUAUAUUUGAUGUUGAUGUCGUUAAGUUGUCGCAUAAACUUGAAGACAAUGUGUUUGGUCAACAUAUUGCCGUUAAGAUUGUAACAGAAAUGCUUGAACAAUUCAAGCAUGAUGUCAUGGAAGGUGGAAAUAGACGAAGUCUCGUUAUGUCAUUUCAUGGAUGGACAGGCACUGGGAAAAAUUAUGUGAGCAGAUUUAUAGCAGAAGCGUUUUACAAUGCACGGGUGACACUGUACCUUGCUCCAUUACAUUUUUCAAGGAUAAGCAAGGAUCAUGAUGGACAGAAGGAACUUCGAUCCUGGAUUUUAGGCAACAUAACACAAUGUGGCGUCACUGUUCUCAUCUUUGACGAGGUUGAUAAAGCGGAAAAAGGUCACUUACAGGCCAUCAAGGACAUUAUUGUGCAUCUGCGUGAACAAAAUAUUGAAAGGGAAGAAAAUGCGGAUGAUGCUAAAACUGUCUCAAAGAGACCUGUUACAGUAUUUCUAUUUCUAAGCAAUUCUAAAGCUAGUCAAAUUAACAGUUAUUUAUUUUCACAAAUUUUAAAUGAUAGGGAACGUGAUUUGAUUAGAAAAUCUGAGUUUGACGAUAUUUUUGAAAGGAGUAACGGGGAAUGGUUUGAGGAAAUAAAAUCAGCUCAACUUAUCGACACAUUUGUGCCAUUUCUGCCACUUGCGGAAAGUCAUGUGCGUCAGUGCAUAAUUCGGGACUUUAUGCAUAAGGGACGCGAUCCAAGCUUGGUGCUGGUUUCUGCAGUAAUGGAAGAGUUGUCUUUCUUCGAUAUGGGUGGAAAAAAUGGUCAGAUAUCACUGACUGGGUGUAAACGGGUCAGUGAUAAAGUCGACUUGCAUCUGGAUGACUAGAAUAUGGAGUGCUAGGUAUUAGUUUGUAUUAAGAUUAAUUGCAUGUGAGGUAAUUCAAACAAAGUUUAAAUAUCAAACAAGGUUUAAAUUGGAUAUCUCCAUGUAUAUAUACUCCAAAUAAGAUCUCUUUUUUUUACUUUGAUAGACAAGAAUUCAUAUUUAAAGAUAAAAACGCACUUGUUUACUUUUUUGCUGUUACAAAUUUUUAUUUAUUUUUAUCACAUUGUAAUCAGCAAACUAUUGAUUAUAAAUUCUGCAGAAUUUAUUCUUGCUAUGUAUUUUUGCAGGUAGAAUUCUUUGUUCUUAGAAUUAUUAAUUUGUCAAAAUGUCUUUGUUUGUUGCAUAAAUUUUGUUAAUUUGUUAUUUUGACCAAUAUAAGUUUUCCAUGAUAAAGUCUUUCACAAUAUAUUACAAUUUGAUAUAUACAUGUAUGUUGCUGUUUUCACAAAUUGCGUUUAUUUAUUGUGUUCCUUUGAUAUGAUUAUGAUGCAAUUAGCCUUUUCUUUUAUGAAUGAAUGUACAAUCCAUUUGUACAUGCACUUAAUGCACAUGAUAACAAAAGAAGUACCAAUACCACUGUCAGGGUAAACUUGUAACCCUUUGAACUUGUACCACGAUUUAGACAAGUCAUCUCAGACAAGUCAUCUCAUACAUGCGUUAUAUAUUACAACUUACCGUAGUAAUUAUUUAUCUUUUAAUGCAAAAUUUAGUGUAUUGAUAUAAGUUAAUGAAUGCCUGAUUACAUAUAUAUAUAUGUAUGUAUUUCUUACCUUAUUUCAUAAUUUAGACCCAAUUAAAAGUGCUUUUUUAACUGACAGUUUUUUAUAUAUAUCAUAUGCAAAAAUAACUCUUGUUUACUCGCAAGAAAGCACACUUUACAUAUAUACAGGUCUUUUCUACUGUUCACCAUACAUAUGAGGUGACUUGGACAUCGUAGUCCCGGUAUGUGUUCAUAUUGGUUACAAUUUCUCCUGCUACCAUGCAUAGCAGGCGAGGUGGAACGUGAUAUAUUUUAACUUCAGAAGUAUUUAUACAUUUAGAUUGAAGUAUUAAUACAUGUAGAUUGUCCCUGUAUUUAAAUAUGAAAUAUGUGAGAAAUUUUCUUGUAAGGCUAGAUUUGAAUGAACUUUGUUUAUAUACAAUUAUUUAUGCAUUUUAUAAAGAACCAUGUUCUGUCUGCACGAAUAACAUGUAUGAAGAA